Seriola aureovittata is the source of this 5208-nucleotide messenger RNA. It is a transcript of the gene caprin2, whose product is annotated as caprin family member 2. Gene Ontology annotation, molecular function: signaling receptor binding. Gene Ontology annotation, biological process: positive regulation of canonical Wnt signaling pathway. Bases 204 to 2957 code for a protein of 917 amino acids. NCBI's taxonomy places the organism in Eukaryota, Metazoa, Chordata, Actinopteri, Carangiformes, Carangidae. Gene Ontology annotation, cellular component: cytoplasm. The record is from RefSeq and is a predicted model, not a curated record. The transcript is spliced from 21 exons.
GUGGUGGCUUGUUGUCGCCCUCGACGGGGCUCGUGUGUGGACGGCAGGGUAUAUAAAGGUAUGGGCUGACACCGGCGUGGCCUCUAAGAGCGAAACAUCACGGUAAGAAGGGGUCCGUUUGUUUCGGGGCUUUCGGAUGUCCAGCGGCUCUUCCUGAGAGGAUUUAACGCGCACGAGCAAAAUACAAAAGUGUGGAGCUCAUCAUGGUGCAGCUGUCUCCUUCCCCUACCAUGGAUAUUACCCCCCCACUUGAGCGCUUGGAGGAGGGCAGGAAAAGGCAAGAGGACCCAGUUACAGCUGGUAGCCCGAAGGUGGGUUCGCCCACUGGGCUAAGUGCCCUGCAGCUCAGCCUGGAGGUGUCCACUGCCUACCAUGGCUACGAAACCUACAUAGAAGAUGGCCUCAUCUGCCUCAAACACAAAGUCCGCAACUUGGAGAAAAAGAAGCUGAAACUGGAAGACUACAAGAAGAGGUUGAACCAGGGUGAAGCACUGAACAAGGAUCAGAUGGCGGCUGUGGAGAAGUAUGAAGAGGUAUUGCAUAACCUGGAAUUUGCCCGGGAGCUACACAAAACCCUGGAUGGCUUGACAGAGACGCUGCUGAGAGCCCAGAAGAAGGCGGUGAAAAAGGAGCAGGUGGCGAAGGUGGAGGUGGAGAGGAGGCGUCUGAGCACGGUGCUCCAGGUUCAGCAUCUCCUUCACAGCCUGCAGCAGGAGCAUGUUAGGAGAGACCUGCUGGCUGGACACAACCAGGCACCCCAGAUUCCAGCCAAACAGCUGCACAGCCUGAGUCAGCUCGCCACCCUGCUGGGAGUCAAGAGGGAUAACCGACUGAGUUUAACUGAGCAGAUGGAGCAAGCAGCUCUGGUCUACCUGGACCUGCUGGAGGGGAAAGACAUACCAGUGGCUGGAUCCACUUUUAAGUCGUUGAAAGAGGAGCUCACCAGGCUGAUGAAUUCCAGGUAUUUCAGUUGUCUUCCACCUCCACCCACCAAGACUCCAGAGGUGUUACUGAGCUCCACCAGCCACAGCAUAUCAAAGUCGAAAACAAAUGAAGCUUCUAAGGAGUUUUUCAACAGACUGUACCUGACUGACAUGGAGACUCCUCCCACUCAGAACUGGAAGGAGGACUUCCAGGGCAUGAGGGAGAGGGAGCCUCCUGACUGCUGGGACAUGGAGUUCCCAGAUGGACCCACCUCACCCCAUGCUGCAGUCCACAAACCAUGGAGAGGAGCAGCCACUUUCAUCCCCAAAGUCCCAGCCUGCACCAAGAAUCAGUCUGACUGCAAACAGAGAAAAGAGAGGAAAGCCAGAGGAGUGCAAAAUGUCAAGGCAGUACACAUGGACAUGCCUGUGGAGAUUUUCAACUCUCUGUCCACCUUACCCAAAGACCCGGUCCUGAGGAGGCAGCACCUGGAGGACCUAAUGACAAAGAUCCACGGCUCCUUCAGUUUCAUGCAGGACUCUCUUCUUGAUGGUGACAACUCUCCCACUAAAGGCCACCCUGGACUGAAGAGACGGCCUUCUGGAUCUCCCUCUCCUCUUGCUCAGACUGACUUGAGCCCAGUCGAUGUCCUGCCCAAAGUGAUGCAUUCCACCCCGCUGCCUAUCAGGCUGAUGGAGCGUAAAGCCAGUCUGUCCAGUAGGGACCAAUGCCUGGAGACCUGUGACCUGGAGCUUUCCUCAAAGGACCUACCUCAUGAGCCACUUCAGUUGGCUGAAGGAAAGGAGUUUCCCUCACCACCCCUGUACCACAGGGAGGCGACCAUCUCUGUGAGCGUGGAGGAGAAGAGCCGUCCUCGUACGCCGGUAACUGAGUCAGGUAAACAGUCUCCAUGUAAUGGGGUGGGAUCUUGCACCUCUACCCCUCCCCAGGGACAGACGUUCACUACCCCUCCUACCAGGAGAGCUCUCACUUCUGCACAGUUUCAGAACAUCCAAUCAGUCUUCAAGGUGAAUACGUCCUUACCCCAGAAUGGGGAACUGAGCUACAAACCAGACUCCCCAGUUUUCUCUGAGCCCAGGUACAGUACUGCCAGUACUCAAACACCACCUGAGUUUGCUCCCUCAGAAGACGAACCACAACCUGUGUACCAGUCGGAUUAUACAGUGGGAAAUGGUGGGCAGAUCUUCCUUUCCCCUGGCCAGUCAGGUGGAAGCACGAGUCGACCCAGCCAGUCAUACUACACCAAAGGAUCUGUGAGAGGUAUGGCACGAGGCGGCAAGGGACUGGCACAAACCUUUCGCUCUUCUGGUUGGCAUCGAGGAGGACCCUAUAUCCCCCAGACUCAUCUCAGGGACUGUGGCCCUCUACUCUAUGCUGCUAGAGACUCUGGAUACCAACACAGCUACAGACGUGGAGGAGGAAGACAUAACUCCAGUGCAGGCUGGAGUGAUUCUUCCCAGGUGAGUAGCCCAGACCGGGAGGGAGCCUUCACGAUUGUGGACUCGGGGCAUGGCGACUCGCUGUCAGUCUCCACCGUGGAGGUCCCGCUCACCCCCCACGGCCACCACCACACUGCUCUGCUUCCUAUGCAAGUCUACCCACUCUCCCAGCCUCUGCGAGUGGCCUUCACUGCCUCUCGCACUGCCAACUUCGCCCCGGGUAAUCUGGACCAGCCCAUAGUGUUCGACCAGCUGCACAGCAACCUGGGGGAGAUGUACGAUACCCAUAUUGGCCGCUUCACCUGCCCCGUCAAUGGAACCUAUGUCUUCAUCUUCCACAUCCUGAAGCUCGCCAUCAAUGUGCCGCUUUACAUCAAUCUCAUGCGCAACGAGGAUGUGAUGGUAUCGGCAUACGCCAACGACGGAGCCCCAGAUCAUGAGACGGCCAGCAACCACGCCAUCCUGCCUCUCUUCCAGGGUGACCAGGUUUGGCUCCGGUUGCAUCGUGGCGCCAUCUAUGGCAGCACCUGGAAGUACAGUACCUUCUCAGGCUUCCUGCUGUACCAGGAUUGAACUGCUGUCGGCCAAAUGGCCCUGUUCGCCCGAAAGUGUGGACUGUUUGCUUUGCACUGAAUGGUGAUUAAAAUGACAUUUCAGUGUUAUGGUCAGGCUGCAUGCAAGUGUCAUUUUCACCAUAAAGCUCAUUCAUAACAUAUGGUAUGCUUUUGGCCAUGAUCUGUAUUCACAGCCAUCAUCUUUAUUUGAAAUGGGAAUUGUGAUUAUGUGACAUCUACCAAAUAUGCCUGAUUCCCCAUCAACGUGUAGUUGACGAUGGUGGUGCUCAGUGUGACUGACACUAGUAUAGCUGGGCCUUGAUCACAUUAUCUUGCUGUAAAUCAUCCUGUAGUACAUCAGCUGUUCAGCCCACAGGUCACUGAUUUCAGUGAGAACUUUGAUGCAUUGUUUUGAAUUUGUGCCUUUGUUUUCUGAAUGGCUUUGGAUGUCUGACCAGAUGUUAAACGGCUAAUGAACUGAAUGAAUGGCUGACUUAAUGGAUGAAGUAUAACUGACUAUCAGCACUUUGCUUGAUGCCGGGCUCCUAUGCACUCAGUCUCAUCCUGCUGUAUGUGGAUGUGAAUCUGUGGAGGAAAGAUUGUUCUUGGUGGUGGGUGUGGUCUCAAACACUUGAGGCUAAAUUGUUGCACUAACAGACUACUGUGGAGACAUGGAAGUGGUCCCUUGAUGUGCCUAAUGUAAAAUAAAAGAUGAGCAGUUAAGUUUGCGUGCUUCAUCUUUAUUUUACCUGUUUUUACAGUGACACACAAAACUAAUGCAAGAUGGGUUUUAUUUACAUUGACAUGCAUCUUUUUCUUCCAACUGUGUCUACAGCAGUGAUGACUACUCCAAUUUAACAGGAAAAAGCUUGUGAUAAAUCACAGUGAUCACCUGAUCUGGGAUUUAGCCUAGCUUCUGAACCCAACCUGAACUGCACUUUGCACUUGGAGCUUUUACCAGCAGUUCCCAUUCACAAUAAACAGACAUGGGCCCACAGCUGUGCUAGCAGUUGUGUCAGGCUGUACUUGACCAUAUGGUUUCUUUGAGCUAAAUGCUGAUGUUGGUAGUUUGGUUUGAAGUAUAAGUUGAGAUAAAAUAGAGAUAUUGUCCUUUAUUCUUGUCAACAUAGUGCCUAGACUGGGGAACAGUCUUUCUGACAGCACAGACGUUGCAGGCACAGAUAUGUAUGCCGCUGCUAAUUUUGCAAGUCGGAUAUUUGUUUCAUUGGUUUUCCACCAGUCCAAGGGAUUGAUGUGGAGAGGUGGGCACUUGUCCUGGCAGUAAUGAUUUAGUUCAGUAGUUCUGUUUCAAUGUUGCGAUACUAUAUGGCCCAUUCCAUUACUGGGCGCCAGUAAAAUAAAACUGGCAAAUUAUUAUUAUUUUUUUUAAGAUAGUCACAUAAACUAUACAUUUUUCUUCAAAUUUAAUGACUAUUUGAAUAUUCAAAAAUCAUGACCCAUCCCUAACCAAGACAGCGACCCUGCCAAUUACUGUCGAUUGGUGGUGGUGGUGGUGGUGGUGGUGGUGUUGAACUGUUCGUCAACUGAUGCGUGUAGAGUGCCAUUUUGUGAAUUUUAUCACAAAAGCCCCUUAAGGAAGGAGUAAAGCUCUGCCCCUCUGGUACACAUAUUCAUGUACCCUACGGGAUGAACCGUAAUCAGAUCUGUUGUGGUAAAUUCUCACUAAAAUAUACAUGCGUUAUAAACAUACUGAAUGAUAAACUCCAAUUAAAUAGCUAUUUGCAUGACUGAGGUUAGAUUUGUCCGUUAACCAGCCUUUACUGAAGUAGGAUUGUUAUAGAAUGGAACCUAGAGGAAAUAAAGUUUUAAAAAAAAAAAAAAAAAAAAAAAAAAUUCUGAAGGGCCCUGGGAGCAAUGGUGUUGGAGUAGCAGCCGUAGUGAGGCCCAGGUUGAGGAUAGAUAGGAGCCUUAGUUGAGAAUUGAUAGGAGACUUUGAGGAUAGAUAGGGGACUUUCAGAAUAGAUAGGAGACUUUGAGGAUAGAUAUGAGACCUAGGUUGGGGAUAAAUUGGGGGGUUCUGGACACCUGGCACCACUACUAUACCCUGGCAUGCCUGGUUUGGGGAAAUUCCAUGCAGGGCUGGACACCAUUGUUCCCAUGGCGUUGAUAGGUUCGCUUAAGAAAAUAGGUAGAGAACCUAAGAAGGAACUACUGUAUAUAUAAUGAUGCAAGGGCACCCUGUCUUCAGUUCAGGUCCAGAUCUGAUGUCGCUUUUGUUCUUGUUGAAGAAUAAAUUCUUUUGCAUUGGA